AUGGGCCUAGAUCUUGAUGCUUGCAUUUCCCAACUGCUUCAAAAACAACUUCUCGAUGAAUCACUUCUUAAAGAGAUUUGCGAAAAAACCAAAGAGUUACUAAUGCGUGAAAGCAACGUAAUUCAUAUUUCCGCACCUGUAACAGUUGUUGGUGAUAUUCAUGGCAUUGAGCACCCUUAUAAAGGUGAUUCUGUCGAAUGUUCACAAAACAUUCGCCUUGUUCGGUUUCCUGCAGGCGAUUACGUGGAUCGAGGACUAUUUAGCGUGGAAACCAUCUCGUUACUGACUUGUCUUAAGUUACGCUAUCCUGAUAGAGUACAGCUUGUAAGGGGAAAUCAUGAAUCAAGAGCAGUAACUCAAACCUAUGGAUUCUAUACUGAGUGCGUUAGGAAAUACGGUUCUACACACGUCUGGAAUUACUUCACAGAUAUGUUUGACUUUCUCACAUUAUCCGUGGUGAUAGAUAACAGAAUAUUUUGUGUUCAUGGUGGACUCUCGCCAUCCAUACACAGCAUAGACCAGAUAAAGAUUCUUGAUCGAUUUAGAGAAAUUCCACACGAAGGCCCAAUGGCUGACUUAGUUUGGUCUGACCCUGAUCCUGACAAAGAUGAAUUUGCCAUCUCACCAAGAGGUGCAGGUUAUACCUUUGGCGGACAAGUUGUUAAAAGAUUUCUUGAGAUUAAUCAAAUGGAGCAUAUCCUACGUGCUCAUCAGCUAUGCAUGGAAGGAUUUCAGGCAUUCGGUGUUGAUGGACAAAGAUUCUUCAAUGUGUUCGAUGCUGCUCCAGAAAACGAUAGAGAUGGCCCUUCUCAGCAGAUGUCAGUUGAAAGAAAA
Scutellospora calospora is the source of this 834-nucleotide messenger RNA. Lineage: Eukaryota; Fungi; Glomeromycota; Glomeromycetes; Diversisporales; Gigasporaceae. The record is from the annotation of a GenBank genome assembly.